Molecule: messenger RNA, 1451 nt
Organism: Eleginops maclovinus (Patagonian blennie)
Lineage: Eukaryota; Metazoa; Chordata; Actinopteri; Perciformes; Eleginopidae
Exons: 2
Coding region: 30-1163 (377 amino acids)
Source: RefSeq, a predicted model, not a curated record
GCAGUGUCACUGCCUUCAGCUCUGGUGGCAUGGACCAAACAAACACCGGGGCGACAACAAGAGCGUUCUUCUGCACUGACAAAGAAUCUGAACAACAAGUCAAGCAGGAGAUGUUUGCCAAACCUGGGGCUCCCCAGCGAGAAGAAAUGUUGACCCUCCAGGUUAAAAAUACCAUGUUGCAACUGAAUGGUCAAAAUGUCCGACUGGCGGCUAAAAAUGGCCGCAGUUCAAAAACACCUGGCCUCCAUCUGUCAGCGACACAUGGGAGGGAGACAGCGGGUCAGUUUACGGCCGUCACGCCGACCCAGGAGGGCACGACACCCCGGCCUGACCCGGAGAGGGAGGCCGAGCAUCAGCCAGUCCGACGGCCUCUGAAGCUCGCCCCGCUGGAGCUGCCGGAGGAGGUGAGGGAGGCUCAGAGGCAGAAACUCAAGUCCACCCAACAGGAAGCCAAGCCGACUUCCUGUAAGCUGGAUGUGGUGGUGAAGGAGCCCACCUGUGCAAGGAAGGUAAAAUCCUGCAGGAGACAGAGACUGGUAAAAGUGUGUCCUCCUGCUUCCACUGAAACACUCCCCACCUCCUCAAGGCUGACACGCUCCAUCCCCACAGAGCAGAAUGGAGACAAACAUCUGGAGGAGGUUGUUUGUCGAGGAACCCCCGCUCCGCUCUGCAGCAAACCUACCCCUCCUCUGCUUUCCCUCCAAGUUAAAGCUCGUGGCGAUGCAGAGGUGGCGUGCCAAAACCCCAACCGGCACGAGGUGGGGGGGAGACGGCUGAGGCUGAGGAGAGCACACAACCUACAAGAGGAUCAGUGCAAUUCAAACAUGUCAACAGGGGGAUUAUCUGCAGAUAAAGACAAGCUGGCCCAAGGUGUCCAUGGCAAAAUGCAGCAAGGGGAGAGGGCUUCCAGAAUCCAGAUGCAUGCUGCUGGAAAAUGCAUCAAAGAGCCUCCUGCAGCCUCCGGGGAGCGUGUCAGGAAAAGCCAUCAAGAGGAUUGCAGUCGGCAAUUUCCAAGAUGCACUCUGGAUCUGUCGGCUGGAAGUGGAAGCAGUGAGCAUGUUCUGACUGGAGGGAAGUCAAAUGCUUCUAAAUGUAAAUUAAAGAAGAAAAACCCUGAAACAAAACAUAACAAUGCAGCCCCUCUGGAACUUCUCCAACUGUGAUUAAAUGUUACUUUGGCAGCUCGAGACUUUGUGAAAUUAUGUCAUUCCUGAAGAUUCAUUGUGUCACGAGGAGAGCCACCAGAACCAGGCUUAUAUCCAAGUGUGGCAGCUGAUUUAUAGUUGUUUCUGAAUUUCCCCACUGGGAUUAAUAAAGGUCCAUUUUAUCCUAAUUUAUCUUGUGUAACCAGUGCAGUGAAGGACACUUAAAGGGAAUUAUUGUGUUUACUUGACAGGUGGAAAAAAAAGACCCUUAAAUAUUAAAAAACAACAUACCAUUACCAAGUCUGA